Molecule: messenger RNA, 6103 nt
Organism: Trematomus bernacchii (emerald rockcod)
Lineage: Eukaryota; Metazoa; Chordata; Actinopteri; Perciformes; Nototheniidae
Gene: hs6st3b
Product: heparan sulfate 6-O-sulfotransferase 3b
Exons: 2
Coding region: 583-1899 (438 amino acids)
Cellular component (GO): membrane
Molecular function (GO): heparan sulfate 6-sulfotransferase activity
Source: RefSeq, a predicted model, not a curated record
AUAGAGCUCUCCCAGCCCAACCACAGCGAGAGCAUAACGCAUAUCUGUCGGCUUGGAUGCAGCAGCUUCCUCUCUGCUUCAGUCAGUCAGUCAGACCGCCGAGGACACUGCCGGAGGAUCCAGCCCCACACAUCUCUGCUGAAGUAAGUCUUAUCACCGAAACGAGCCACACUGCGAUUUAGACUGGGAUCACCUCGGGAAAACACACAAGGAAGGGGUCAAACCUAAAAACUCUCAUCAUCCGCUGCCUCAUUUUAAACUUGAUACCGGAGUAUGAGAGUCGUCGGCUCGGAUGCAGCUCCACACCGGCUUCAGAAGUUGGACAGCCCGCAAUUUGAAUGCCAUGACUCUUGACUUUAGACAAGAUUUCCAGCGCAGUGCAGUAUUUAAGAAACCAAAAGGUGGACUUCUCCCUUUUGUGCCGAUUAUGUCCUCGGAGGGUGUUAUUAUCUGAUCAACAUGUUGCACCUAAUAGGCACCUUUAGUCUUUUCUGAGACAUGGAGCAUUAGUCUAUCGAUCCCCGAAGAACCCGUGGGUGCUACUUAUUAUUCACAGUAAUGGAAUGAAGAAACUAUCUCGAUAUGAUGGACGAUAGAUCCAGUAAGCUCAUCUUGGUGCCUAUCUUAGCUGUCCUUUUUGUUAUGAUAGGCUACCAGUACAUAUGUCCCGCUGGCAGCAAUUCGUGCCACUUUAAGGCUGAGGAGAAAUUAAGGGGGGUAAGCCUACUUUCCAUCCCGUACCAGGACAGCGAUGAUUUCUACAGAGAUCAAGACCUGGAGGAUGACAGCCCUCCUAAACUACCGUCAAAAUUCAACUUCACCGAAAGAGACCUUGACAGACACGUGGAGUUCAACAUCAAAGGGGACGACGUGAUAGUGUUUUUGCACAUCCAGAAGACCGGAGGAACCACUUUCGGGAGGCACUUGGUGAGGAAUAUUCGCUUGGAGCAGCCGUGCGACUGCAAGCCAGGACAGAAGAAAUGCACAUGUCACCGACCAGGGAAAGAGGAGUCCUGGCUCUUCUCCCGGUUCUCUACCGGCUGGAGCUGCGGGCUGCAUGCAGACUGGACCGAGCUGACGAACUGUGUACCUGUCAUUAUGGAUAAGAAGGAAGCCCAGAGGAAUAAAAGGAACUUCUAUUACAUCACCAUGCUGCGCGACCCCGUGUCCCGCUACCUGAGCGAGUGGAAGCACGUCCAGCGAGGAGCCACGUGGAAGACGGCCCUCCAUAUGUGUGACGGACGCUCGCCAACCCAGGACGAGCUGCCAAACUGCUACAUCGGAGACGACUGGUCCGGGGUCACCCUGACGGAGUUCAUGAACUGCCCGUCCAACCUGGCAAAUAAUCGACAGGUCCGCAUGCUGGCUGACCUGAGCCUGGUGGGCUGCUACAACCUGUCCUCCAUGAACGAGAGCCAGCGGAACCACAUCCUUUUGAGCAGCGCCAUGAGCAACCUGAAGAACAUGGCUUUCUACGGCCUGACCGAGUUUCAACGCAAGACCCAGUACAUGUUUGAGCGGACGUUCAGCCUGCGCUUCAUCGCCGCUUUCACGCAGAUCAACAGCACGCGAGCCGCCAACGUGGACCUGAGCGAGCCCGUGCGCAGACGCAUCGAGGAGCUCAACUAUCUGGAUGUGCAGUUGUACGAGUACGCCAAGGACCUGUUCCUCCAGCGAUUCCAGUUCACCCGCCAGAGGGAGCACCAGGAGGUUCGCUUGAAGAGGCGCGAGGAGAGGCGUUGGCUGAGGGAGAAAAAAGAGCAAGGGAGGCCAUGGCCGCCCAAACACAAAGGGGGAGGAAAUGCAGGUGGGAGAAGGGGAGGAGGGUCGGAGAAAGGGACUGAGGGUGAGUUCCCCACCACCACGGAGGACUACACAAGCCAAGUGGCCCGUUGGUGAGGCUGUGGUCUUAAAACAGAGGAGCAGGAGAGAGAUUCCUCACAGACUUGUUUAAAGCUUUGACUCUCUCUCGCACAUCCGGUGUUUCUCUCUCUUUGUCUCACCAAUGAUCUGUCUCAUGCAUCCGUCUGUUUUAUCAGCUUCAGUGUGAUCCAAGUGCUCUGCUGUUUCCUUUAGGAAAACUGCCAAGUCUGUGCGUCUCACAGCAGCUCUGCCUUGGAGUGCCCUUUGGUGUCUUAAAUCUUUAAAUGCUGUUUAUGAAUUGUUUUGGUCAUUUAAUUUUUGCCUUAUCAUGUGUUGAAUAAGACAUUGAACUGAGGUGUAGGAAAAAAAACAAUCAAAAGAAGCUGCCAUUGCUUUAUUUUGACAUUCAGAAGCAACAAUAAGGAAUGUCAUGAAGUAUUUGUUGCAACUGGUGGAAGACAUAUUGCUUUUGAAAGAUGUUGUUGUAGAAGAAGUGAUGCUUGCAUGUCACACGUCCACAUUAUACUGACAAUUGGGGAGAGUGAUUUCCAAAAGAUAUGCAGUACUGUGAGCCAAAGUUAAUUCAAAUCACCAUGUAUUUAUUGUAUUUGUAUUCAAUGACAAUGAAACCCUCUCUAAAGACUUUGUUGUAUGCAUGCAAAACCCAUAUUUUAAACCAAAUUACAGAAGACUAUAUCUGAUUGUUAUAUUUUGGUUACAGUUCAAUAUAUAUUAAUUUCCUCAAGUGCAAUACCUUGCAGACUUCACCACGUCACCCAGAGAUAUCACUUGCUGUACACACAGUGUUAAUCACAAAGAACAUGAGAAAGGAAACAAGUUCUCUGUGAAAAAAGCAUAUUCUGUGAAUAACUCAACAAGUAUGUGGCAGAUAAAAACUUGGUAAAUAGUACAGGUGAUGAAAUGUGUCAGUGUGGCUGGUGUGUGGCCGGACUGUGAACGAGAUGAUCAGCAUUCAGCUCUCACCCCCCCCCCCCCCCCCCGUCACACUGGCUGCUUUUACAUGUUUGUAGAGCUGACGGCACUGUGAGCAGCGAGAGCGCUUUAAUGCCAGCAGAGCCCCCAGCCCACAAACACCAUGCCUCAGAGCAGGGAGUCGAGAAAUAAAACACAUCUGUCAUUUCGUCUGCCCGAACGUUUCCAGUCCCUCAAAUCCAAUCAGCGAGCCAAUAUGUGAAGAUAAAAGAGGGCUUGUUUUUAUCUGCUUAAAUAGGCUUCAGUGAUGCUUUUUUAUGCCUCUCAUCUCAUAUUCACUCAAAACCCCUGCUUGUCAAAUUAAACGCUCUCUAAAUGUCAACACUGAAGUGGUACGGCUGCUGCUAUUUUAAGUCAUUUUUCAUGUUUCUUCUUUUAUUGCCGUUAAUAUGAAAUACCUCGGAUGGCACAGGUUUGUUUCGGUUUGGAGAAUCACCGUCGUCUUGUUUGAGUGAUGAAUUUGGAUCGUACACUGAAUGUGGUGAAUGAAUACAGGUUUGAGCUGUGGGUCUGUAUGGGUGAACUUGUCUGUACGGAUGCACUCACUUCACUGAGAGUGUGGAUGGGUGGAAGAGAACAAAAACAAGGUGUAUAGCACAUUGAUAACUCUCAGCCAAGUGUUUCAAGUGGAGCUGCAGCACUGAAUAUUAAAUCCUUCUGUGCUGCAUGUAUUACUGAAUUCAUGAAGCUUGUGUUGUAGCAGGGAAAUAGAUUUGUGACAAAAUUAUUAUUUUUGAUUAUAGUUAUUGAUAAAGGCUCGUUUUUUAUAUCUGUCUCAAUAAUACUUUAUGCCCUGAACUCCACUCCAUUCAUUUGACUUUGUAACAUGUCAUGCAACAUUAGAUGUAGGUGUAUCAUUAAGAAUGAUCCAAUAACAUGAAAUACUAUGAAAAUAUUCUGAUUGAUUGUCAACAUCUUUGACAAAAUAAAUGUUUUCGUGUAUCUUUACAAAAGGUGUAACCAAAAACUCCUGCUUCAUCAGGACUGUGCGGGUGUGGUUUGAUCAGAUUUAUCUAAAGUACAUCAAUAAAAAAUACACAAAGCAACUCAAUAACUAAACUUCAAAUUCCUACUUAAAUAAAAUUAAAAUGUUAAGUUGGAUACAGGAUUAUAACUGUACUGUAAAUACUUUAAUAAAUGAUGGCUGAAUUCCAUUAAGCUUCAGAUUCAGGGUCCUCAUUUUUUCAUUGUUUGGUUUAAUCAUAAGUAUCAUGUACUUUUCAGAUAAGAAUCUGAAAGGCAUCUAAGCUCUUCAUUUACCACAGGCAACAUAUAUGCAUUAAAUGAUAAUCCUAUUAGACCGGGAGAAUUUCUUUUUUAAAUGGGAAUUUUCAACAGAACGUUUAUUUUGAAAAUGUCUUUUAAUAAACCAACAUGCAUGCACUGCUGUGUCACAAGCUGUAGAAAUGACAAUGUUCCCCGAUGACAGAUGGCAUGAGCACUGCAGGAGCAGUACGUGUGCUGUACAGCUAUAAAUGAAACACUAACGAAAAACUACGUUGUAAAUGCGCUAUAUACCCAUGUUUAUGUGAGUGUGUGAGGUUAUUUUGUCUAUCAUGUGUAUCUUUGUUGUUGUGAUCAUUAACACCUGUGUUGUGCUGCCUCAAAGCCUUCGAUACAGCAUACAGACUGAUCACCUAACUACUAGAGAUUCACUUGAGAGGCAUAGAGCAAAGAAAGGAACAGAAAAGGUUCAAAAUGUAAAUAACAUCUGUUGUGUUCAUGUGUAAAGAAGCUACUGUGAGAGAGAUCACCACAGAGAUCAAAGAAGAAGAAGAGGAAGAAGUAGCACAUCUCAAUCAGCUGUAACACCUGCAAAUAGGGGUUUCCAUGGAGACAGUAACUGCUGAGUGACUCCCGGGUCCGUUCAUUUAGCAAAAAUUGAGCUAAUUUUUGUUUAUUACUCAAAGAGGGUCCUAUAUCCUAAUUUUGACACUGUGCGAGAGAGUGGACUCAGCCGAACGAGUUGCAGCAUAAUAUGUUAAUGUCAAAAACUUGACAACUUGACAACAUAACAUUAUUUAAUUUUCUCAGCAUUAUCAUCGUAAAAUGUCAUGUCAAUGCAGUGAAAAUGAAAGAAUAAUUGUGAUGAGUGCAUUAGGGGUUCUGCUAAAGGCAUCAGUCUUUUCAAACAAACCUUGCUUUAUGAAGAAAUCAACUCAUUUACAGUUGGCAAGGCUGUUCCACCUCUCCUCUCAUCUAAACAGGAAGUGACUGAUCGGUUUUAUUCUGUCUGUAAGCCAUAAUACUGAAGCUACGUAUGUAGGGUUUCUACCUAAAAAUAUAUAUGAAUAAUGUAGUGUAGGUUUAAAGCCUUCAAUAAAGGCUACCAAAGACAGAUCUUUCUACAAUUUAAGUUCAGGCCAAAUAAAAAUAAAUUAAAAAUAAUAAUAAUUACAAAUACAAAAAAUUGAUUAAUCCUGAAUGAGCUGGAAAUGUUGAAAAUAAAACUUAGCCAAUUGCUGUUGGCCAUUAAUCUCAUCAAUUAGGCUACAUUAAGACAUUUACUGUACAUCCAAUACCUUAGCAUAAUCAACAACAUAUUUAGACAGAACACCAACGUGUAAUGGCUGAGAUCUAGUAAAACUUGCAAAAGAUCUUUGAGAAGUCAAAUAUUUGUAUUAUUUAGUCACCGUUGCCAGUGUCUACUUUUAUUGUUCUGUCAGCUGCUGCUUAUUCCCUUGAAACACAGAAAAUGAAUAAGACAUUUAAACUGCAAAAUGGUUAUAAAUAAAACAAAAGUAUACUGCUCAAUUUUUGGCUUAUUAUUUCUGUGACUUCUUAAUACAUAUUUCUCCUAAAAGACUUGUAAUGGACUGCAAAUAGGAAAAGUAAAAACUCUAAAUCUCUUAAACGAUUGUAUAAAUAAAGAAAAGGGGAUAACAAGGAUUUUUCACUCAAAAUGUUAAUGAUAUUUUCAUAAAAGUGUGACAUGCCGCUAUAUUAUAGAAGCAUUGUAUUGAAGUUGUACUGCCACAACAUGUCUCUGAUGAUUUAUCUACAUUUAUUUGUUUAUUUAUAUAGUUUUAACUGUUGCUAAAGAAUGGCUUUGCCUGAUGGGAAAUACCAGAAUUACCAACACCUCAGUGAUGAUGGAAGACAGCUUAGUGUAAGAAUUUAUAUGUACAUGUUAAAGUCUUGUGAUGAAAUGAACGGUUUAAGAGCCUUUUGGCGUGUAAUAUUUAAUCUGCCAUUUUGUCAGAUCUGAAAAAAUGAGUUAAUUCUGCUUAUAAUAUCAGAAAUAAAU